Molecule: messenger RNA, 9017 nt
Organism: Paramecium sonneborni
Lineage: Eukaryota; Ciliophora; Oligohymenophorea; Peniculida; Parameciidae
Source: the annotation of a GenBank genome assembly
AUGUUAUUUGAAACAAAAGGAUUCCUUUGUUUAGUAACUUUGUUUUGUUAAUGUUUCUGCUCUCAAUUUAAUGAAAACGUAUUAAUUAGUAGCUCUUAUCCUAUGGAAAUGAGUGAGAUUAAAAUAUCAUAUCCAACUCAGCUGGAAUUUUGGAGUUUCUAUGUAGCAAAUUGGAAAACAACAUCUUACCCUUGGAUUGAAUAAUAGCCAGAUCCAAACAAAUAAAAAUAUUUGCUAUUAUUUUUGAUAAAAACAGCAGAAGAUCAAAAAGUAUUUGCAUUUAUGUUUUCAAAUCCAGUUACGACCAUUGACUACAUAACUCAUACCAUGUAUGUUGAUGGUAAAACAGUUGACCUAUAUUUCAAUCCUAGUUAAUAUGAAGGAGUUUGGAUAUUAAAUACAAUAAGUUUUUACAAAAAUUUAUUGUACUACGAUUCUUUUGGACCAUAUUAUAAUGAUUAUUAUUACUUUUCCUUCAAAUAAUUUUUAAAAAACAUACAAUUUUAUGUUGGAGGAUCAGGAAUAGUAAAUUUAUAUAUCAUAGUUUUUAGAUUCUUAACAAAUAUGAAUUAUCAAUAUUUAAAGGAAGGUUAUCGAAACUAUUUUUUUAUUAUUAUGAGAGAGAAAUAUCUGCAUUAUAUUGGGAAAGAAUAAAUGUAAUAAGACAAAAUGAGCAUUAAGAAAGAAUAAGCUUAAUUCCAGAUUUAGUUAACUUUGAUGGAGUAAUAUAAAAAGAGUUUGAAUUUGAUUAAUUUGGUAGAAAAUUUUGUCUUUUUGGUUGGGCUAAAUAUUAUACUCUUGAUGCUUAUUUAUUAAAAAAGUAUUUAUUAGUUAGAUUAACAAUUUUUAAAAAUUAUUUAGAUGAAAUAAAUAUUGGUGAUGAAAUACUUAAAGUUACAGUAGAUAUCAAUUUAUCAAACAAAGAAUAAUGUGGAUAUGAUGUAAUAUCUCAUCAUACUUUUUAUCCAUAUCCAGAUAGAAUAUUUAGUAAAGCAACUAAUUUUAAGGUUAGUUUAAGAAAUGAUUUGCCUUAUUUUGAAUUAUUAUCAAAAUGGCAUUUUAUUUCAUUUGAAUAUGGACUAGAUAAGAGAAAAGAUAGAAAAACAUAAUUUAGAAUAAACUAUUUUGACAAUCAAAUUUUAAAAUCUCAUGUGUAUGAGCUUGGAGAUUAGAAAUACAAUACUUUGUUUACAAAUACAAAAUACUAUGCUUUUUUUGGAGGUGAUUAUACAGUUUACGAUAAGAUGAAAGGAUAAUUGGUUCAUUUUUAUUUUGUAUCGAAUUUAUAAACUGAUUUAAAUAUCAAAUAUUGUAAAAAUUAAUUAAUAUCUUUAGAUUGUCACUAUAGUUGUUUAACUUGUGAUGGUCCAUUAAUUUCAAAUUGCUUAUCUUGUCAUGAUAACAAUGAAAGAGUAUUUUUAGAAGAUUUUCAUUAAUGUGUUUGUCCUAUUGGUUAAUUUGAAAAAGAAUAAUAAUGUUAAUCAUAUUCAGAUUUAUAUCCAUAAUUGAACUAGAACGAAAUUAAAGUGGAAUUAUCAAAAUCUUAAUGUCUAUUUGGAUAUUUUUAUCUGCCAGCAAAUUAAUAAUGCAUAAAAUGGUAAUAAUUUGAAUUAUAGUAGUCCUUAAUGGAAUUCCUAUGAUUUAUUUUGUGCAGAUUGUAUAUUAAAUCCUAGUAGUUGGUAUAUAAAACCUAUUUGUACAAUUGAUUACAUCACAUAAUAAACAAGUUUAGAUUAAGAUGCUUAUACAUAAUAAAUAAGAUCUACAAUAGACUAUGAUCUUUAUUAUAUUGAUAAUAAUUACUAAUUGAUAUUAUUAGAGGGGGUGUAUAAUUUUUGUGACAUUACAAAAAUUAACAUAGAAACUUGUUAAGAGUUUGGAAUCUAGCAUUUGUAAAACUCAAUAUUUGGUUUUUGUAAAUAAAAUAGAUAUUAUACUAAUUUUAAUUGUGUUUUAUUAGAUUAAGCAUGUACAAAGGUAAAUAUAAAUGAAAAAAAAUGUCUUUAAUGUUUAACUGGAUAUUAUAUAUCAGAUGAUGGUACUUCUUGUUUAGAAUGUUCGCAUUCAUGUAAAAAUUGUUUUAGUCUAAACAAAUGUUUAUCCUGUGAACCUGGUUAUGGUCUAAAGAAAGAUGAAUGUUAAAAAUGUGGUAAUUUCUGCAAAGCUUGCAAAUUUUCAGAACGAUUCAAAAUAAUGUAGUGUUUAAUGUGUUCCGACAAUUAAUUAUAUUUUUUAUCAUUAAAUGCUUAAGAUUGUAAAAUAAACGAAAAACAAAAUUGUAUUUAUGCUUAUGAAAUUGGUGUAUAAGAUAAAAUUACAAACUCACUAGAUCAUGAUUUUUAACCUUAUUAGGGGGAAACAAUAAUGAAAUGUGCAAAAUGCAAAAAAGGCUAUUAUUUUCAUGAUUCUUAUUUAAACUGUUUACAUGGUUAUAUCGACAAUUGCGAAGAAUUUUAUGAAUCAAGAAUAGAUAAUUAUCUCCUAGCCCAAAUUUGCUUAUUUGGAUCUUAUAAUCCAAAUUUAAUAGUUUAUUCAUUCAUUGACCAAUGUUCAAAAUUUAAAUUAAAUUUUGUAUAUUGUUUAGUUUAAUAAAUAACAGCUGCAUAUGAUGUAAAUUAAUAGCUAUUUAUCAAAAAAGCAUCUCAUAUUUGUCUUGUUUGUGAUAAUGGCUAUUAUGCUGUAAAAAAAACAGGAUAAUGCCAAUCUUGUCCUUUAGAAUUGCAUUGUUUGAGUUGUUUUUAAUAAAAUAAAUUUACAAAAGAUAAUUGGAAAAACGAUAUUCGUUCUUUUUAUAGUAUCAUUAUAAAUAGAUAUGAUGUUGAUCAUAAAUUUAUAGAUUAUGGUCUAAGUUAAAAUGAUUUAGAUUAUGAGAUAAUUUGUUCUGCUUGUUUACCAGGAUAUGAACUUAAUGGAGAAUAAUGCAUUGAAAUCUGUCCUGAAAAAUGCUUAGAAUGUGUAUUACUGAAUAAUAAAAAUGUUUGCGUUAAAUGUCAAUAAGGCUUAAAUGGAAGAAAUCGUGGUUUAGUAAAUAAUAAAUGUAUUAAUUGCCCAUUUAAUUGUGAAUUCUGCAAAGAAAGAGAUUAAGAGGAAAUACUUUCAAUCAACCCCAUGUUUUAGAAUUAAGAUUUCUUGUAUUUCUCUAAUUAUUGUAUAAUUGGAUUUAGUGGAAUCCAAGAUUAACAAUUAGGAUUAUAUGUAGAAUGUUAAGAUGGUCCCUGUAUAAAAUAAAUAAUUUUUAAUUUAAAUUUAAUUUGUAAUGCUGAUGAAUAUUAUGACUAAAUUGCACAAUUUUAAAAAGAAGAGGACAAGAUUAAAUUUUAACAAGAUAAUAUUUUAAGUGAUCAUUUGUUUUCUACUUAAAAUUUUGCUUAAGUAAUAAUUCAUUUAAAUAUUAUAGUUUGAGAAGAAAGAGUUUUAUCAAAUGACUAAUGAAUAAUAAAUUAAAUAAAUUAUUAUAAGAAUUACAAGCUAAAAAUAAUAAAUUUGUUUGGUUAAUGAUUAAUUACAAAUUUCGUAAAACUUUAGUGCAAAUAUUUUCUCUGCUAUGUAAUUAUUAAUUUUAUUUUUAUUAGAGAUGUUGAACUUGAAAUUUAAGGAAAUAAUAUUACAACUUUCAAAUUUUAAAAAUAACUAUUUUUUAUUAAUUUUAAAAGAGUCCGCAUUGAAGGAAUAUAAUUUGAGAUUUAAUAUUUUGUAUUUGGUCCAAAUUUACUAAAAUUUACUAGUCUUUUUAAUUAAACUGUUGAAAUAGUUGAUGUAAUAUAUUAGCAAGACUAUAAUUUAACCACUUUCUAUAUCAUUAUAGAAAAUUCUGAAAAUGUUUUAAUUCAAAACUUUUUUGUGAAAAAUUGUACAAGACAGUUUUAAAUUCAAGCCUUGAUAAAGAUUGAAUAAAUAAAAUCUUUUUAGACGAUAAAAAUUUAGAACUUUAAAAUUAUGCAUAGUUCAUUUUUCAAUACCAAUGUAUUUUAUUUUGAUCUUAAAGAAAAUGAUGUUGUUGAAAUAAAGGAGUUAAAUAUUGAACAAUCUGUUUUUAAUUAAUCAUUAAUACUUUAAUCUAAAGGUUCAUUAAAAAUGAAGUAAAUUCAUAUUUUUUCUUGUUUGAUAUAUUCAUAAAUGGGACUCUUAACAAUCAAUAAUUUGAAACAUUUUGAAUUAAUAUCAUUUGAUUUUAAAUUAAAUUCAAUUUAUUCUGGAAAAAUUAUAAACCUUAAUCCCAAUUCAAUUUUGUCCGAUUUAAACUUUGAACAAAAUAAACUUUAUAAUAAUUCCUUGCUAAUAUAUAAUGCCAUCACAGAUAUUGAAUAUAUUUAUAUGGAGAAAAUAUUAUUUUCAUUAAACUAACAUAGUGAUAAUACUAAGUUCAUUAAAAUAAAUUCAACCAUAUUACCAAAAAAAGAAAUAAUUAUGAAUUAAAUAUAGCUGCUUAAAAAUGAAUUAGUAAAUAUACCCAAUUUAGCUAACAUUGAAUUUAUAGAUGCUGCAUUGAUUUAUUUAGAAAUAUCAUUUCUACAAAUUCAAGAUUUAAUCAUCUAAAAAGCCUAUGGAAUACCUGAUUUAUUUGUUGUAAAUGCAAAUGAAUUAAAAUUAAGCUAAAUAAUAAUAAAAUAGCUCGAUAAUUAACCAUUAAAAGGGCUUUUCCAAGAUUACGAUUGUUUAUCUAAAUAAAAUAAUAAUUAAAAUGAUUAUAUUUGGAUAUAAAUUUUAAAUGUACCGAAUAUAGACAUUUAAUAAAUAUCAAUUUCAAAAGCUUAUACCAAAAACUAGCCUUUUAUUUAAAUCAAAUCAUCCAUUUUAAAAACUUAAAUUAAAAAAAUUUUUAUGUCAGAAAUGUAUUUUAAUGGUAAUCUACUUUUGACAACCAAUAAAUUUAAUACCGUUUCACUUAUAUAAAUAUCAUCAGAAGAAGAUUAUAAAAUUGAAAUUAAGAAUUCUAUAUUUGAAAGAAAUAUAAUGCAUUAGUAUAUAAGCAUAGAUUAAAUCAAUUCUGGAUUAGUUUUUUUUUUUGAUUGCACAUCUUGUACAUUACUCCUUAAUAAUUUAUAAGUUUUAGAAAAUAUUGUUACAAACUCUUCAAACAGCAUUAUAUUUAUCUAAUCUAAGAGUAUAAUAAUAGAAAAUAGCACUUUUAUUAAAAACAGCCUAUUUGAUUAUUAAAUUUUGUAACCCUAUUUAUAUUGGGGUUUUUUAGAAGAUCAGGAAAUAUUUAUUGAAUAAAUAUAAGAGACUUUUCCAAUAAUAGUGAAAACAGGAAAUGGAAAAAUUAUAUGCUAAUAUAUAGUGAUAUAGAAUAUAAUUAUUUCAAAUUCCUCAAGAUCAGGAUUUGAAAUACAUCUUGAAAAAGAGGCUUCAAUGUAUGUUAAGGACACGGUAAUUAAUUCAAUUAUCGACUUGUUUAUGAAUGAAAAUGAAAAUGGUGGGGCUUUUUUGAUUGAUUCUUCGACUUCUGUAACCUCGGAUAUAUAAUUUAAAAAUAUAUCAGCAAAUAAUAUUUAUUGUAGAAAUAAAGGUGGAUUAAUUUAUAUUUAAAAUAUAUAAGAAAGCACUACAAUUCAAUUAAAUGAUAUAUUUAUAAAUGAUGUUUAUUCCUUAAAGGGAUCAAUUUUUUAUGUUGAAUUUUCACUCUAUGGAAAAUCGCACUAAUAAUUUAAACUUGAAAAUUUAUACAUAAGAAAUAAUUAGUAAGGCUAUUUAAGAUUUAUGAAUAAAUUUAAUUAAUUAAAUCAAAAAUAAUUAUUAGAAUUGAAACUUGGGAGAAGUUUAUUUGAAAUUUCUUAUGCUAAGAUAGUAAGCAUCAAGAAUUUGUAGAUUUUAUAAUUAUUCCAAGAAUCUUUAGGUAUUUUAAAUUAGAUAUCUUCUGCUGAAAUUUAAAAUUGCAAUAUUAUAAACUCAACUACUUUAAAUUCCUUAAUACGUUUUUAAUAAAUGCAAAAUAAUUCUACUAUUAGGAUUGUGAAUUUUUAAGGAUCUAAUAUAGAAAUAUUAGACCAAAUACCAAUUAAAGAAAAAUGUAAUUAGAUGGAGAUAAAUAUUUAGUUUGAAAAAUAAAUUUGCUAAAAGGAAAUGAACCUUUAUGCUUCCCCAAUCUCAUUAUAAUAUAAAUAAAUGCAAGAUAGUUUAUCUAAUAGUUAUUGUAUUAUUAAUUAAAUAAAUUUGCAAUAAAGCUAACCAAUAUCUGGCCUCAUAGAUAUCAAUCCAUAAGCAACAUAGAUAUUUAUAUCUGAUUUAUUUUUUUUUAACAUAUACUGCAAAAUUUGUUAAAAAGGGCUGCUUAAUGUUAAUAUAUAAGAGGAUUAGACUAUCAUUAUCAUGAACAAUAUUUUCUUUGAAAAUAAUUAAUGUGGUCAAUUAAGUUGCUUAAAUAUAAUAAAAGAUAUAAAAAAAUUUAGAAUCUUAUAAACUUUAUUUCUCUCAAUACAUCAAAAAAAAUAUGAUUUUUAAUUACAAAACUUUAGAUGUAUUAGCAAUUUUGCUUAUAAAGGUACUUGCCUUUACAUUUAAAAUAUUACCACUUUGAUUAAAAAUUCUAUUUUUGAAAAUAAUACCGCAGAAUCCUAGGGUGGAUCAAUAUAUGUAUUAGGGUUUGAUAGCUUUUAUAUAUUGAACUCUCUGGUUUAAUAUAAUAAAGCUCAAUCUGGAGGUGGUUUAUACUUUUAAGAUUAGAUAAGUUAAAAUUUAAUUAAAUAAGGUUCGAUAAUCGAGGAAAAUAUCGCAACUGUUUUUGGGAAUAAUUUUGCAUAACUUCCUUCGUAAUUAAAAGUUACUUUAGAUUUAUAAAACUUUUUGCCUAAAAUAAAAAUCUUAGAAAGAGAAGAUAUUUUAAUAGAGGAAAUUCAGAUUUAACAAAAUUAAAUAUUCUAAAAUGCUACUUCUAAUAUAUUGUAUGUUCCUAAUGGAUAGCCUAUUUUAAAAUAUCAAUAUUUUGAUUAAUAAAAAAAAGAAUAUAUUGCAUAUAAUCUACAUUUAAGAUUGUCUGCAUUAGAUUAAUUUAAUAAUAUUCAAGAAAAUCUUAAUGAUACUAAAUGUUAAAUAAAUGGUAGGAUACUAAAUGAAAAUGAAGAUUUAGAUUUUACAUAAAACUUUACUAGUUUAAGUUCUGUUUUAUUCGAUUAAUCUGAGUAUAAUUUCGAUAAUAUAAUCUUUUACUUAGAUGAUUAAUAAAACCUCACUUUAUAAUUAUAAUUUAAUUGUAAUUCAAUAUUCAUCCCUAUCUAUGGUAAAAAUUAAGAAAUAACGGGAUAUCACAAUAAUUAUUUUAUAAGAAUGAAUAUUAAAUCAUUACCUUGCUAAAUAGGAGAAAUAAAAAGUCUUUAUGAUGGUACUUGUUAACCUUGUAAUGCAUCACAAGGAUUGUAUUCAUUGGUUCUUAAUUCUAAUAACUGUUCUUAGAAAGAUGAUUUCUCAACUAUUGAAAUUAAAUCAGCAUAAUUAAAACUAAAGCCAGGUUUUUGGAGACCCUAUUUUGAUACUGAUUAGAUCAGUUAAUGUAUCAAUUUACUAUCUAAUUGUAAUGGUGGAUGGAUAGAAGGAGAUAUAUCCUGUUUUUAUGGACAUGUUGGAGCCUUAUGUGAAGAAUGUGAUAUUUAUAAUUUAAGGGGAUAAGGACAUUUUUCCACAAGUUCUAAAUAUUCUUGUGGAUCUUGUGUUGAUAAUAAUUAAAAUAUUGUUGCUAUAACUGCUAUCAGCAUAUGGUAAAUAAUUAUAAUUAUUUAUUUAGGACAUUAAUUUCGAUAUUGAUUUCUGUGAAAAGUAACAUUAAAUUAAAUGAAUAAAUGAUUCUUAAAAAAAUUAUCUCAAGAAUUUUUCUGACAAAGAUUCAAUAUCAUUCAAAUUUUGGUAUUUUAAUAAAACUUACUACUCACCAUUUGCAAAUUGUCUCUGUUAUUUUUACAUUCAAAUUUUAAACACCAGUUGAUGUUGAUAAUUUUUUUAAUUCUGUUAGUAAUCCAAUAUAAACAAUAACACAUUCACUUGAUUGUUUUUUAUUGGAGGUUUUUGUUAUUCCAAUACAUUAUUCAAGGAUUAUUUGGUAAUUAUUCAUGCCUUUCAUUUAUAUUAUGUUGUUUUUAGGUUUAUAUUGGAUUGCUUUAUUUUUAGAUAGGCUUUAAUAUAAUUUAAAUGUCAUAACUACAACAUUAAUAUAUAUGUACAUAUACCUUCAACCAUAUUUAGUAGGUGGAUUAAUUUCAUUAAUAUCAUAUAGACAAAUUUCUGGUUUUUAGUGGAUUUAAGCUAAUGUUAACAAUAGAUAUGAUACGGAGAUUCAUUAAAACUGGCUCUUAAGAUUUUGCUUACCUGUUUUAAUAUUAAUUGCUAUAAUUAUACCUCUAUUUUUUUUUAUUUCUUUGUAUUCAAAUAAAUCAAAAUUACAUUUAAAAAGAACUAGACAAAAAUGGGGAUAUUUAUAUAAUGAAUAUAAAUUGGAUGCUUAUUAUUGGGAGUUAAUAAAAAUUGUCAUCAAAGAGCUUCUUAUUAUUUUUCUUUCUUAUUAUGAAGAAAAUAUUGUUAAAAAAGGAAUUCUUUUAUUAUCAUUAGUGUAUUUAUAUCAAGAACUAAGUUAAAAAUAUUAACCUUUUGUCUCAUAUAUACUUAAUAAUUUAGAUGCUUAUUCAGCCAAAGUUUGUGUAAUAUCAAUUGCAGUCGGUAUUGGAAUUUAUAUUGAUUAAUUGAAUUAAUCUUAUGAAAUAUAGAUACCUUAUUUACUUAUUCUGUUAACUUUUAAUUUACAUUAUUUUAUAAGAAUUUUAAAAGAAAUAGUAUCUUCAUAUGUGGAUGAAAAUGCUUUUUUUUUUGAUACUAUUAAAGAAUAUAUUAUUGUUAAAUUUCCUAAAGUUUAACAAUUUCAUAUAUUAAAAAAAUUGUUUUAGAAUCGAAACGAGUAAAAAAAGAGAAUUGCUCUUAGAUUUUUUAAAUUAAAAAAAUAUUUGAUUAUCUAAGCUUAAAAUAUUAUUAGAUGCAAGUAAAAUUAUGGUGUAAAAAUAAUAUCCUAGUCAACCUAACAUUAUUCUUACAUUUGA